GCAUAGCAUGGGCAAAACGGCGUGCACAAAGCCCCGGCCAAGCAGAUUCCUUUGUUUGUCUCCUGUUCAGUCCCGCUGCAGCCAAAGCCCAGAAUCAGCAGUGCCAAGAGUUGAAGGGGAAAGUGCUCACCCAGCGAAAGCCCUAAAUCCCCCAUUGUGUGUCCUUUGUGCGGCAAGCCUCGCGAUACUGCCGGGCACGCGCCCCGCCGUAUAUAUUGGGGUGUCCAACUUUUUUACUGUUACACUUUCUUACUUGUGGGCCAGGUUGGACAGUAUCCAGUGGAAAAUGUCGCAGUAUUCUGGAAAGAUCACCUUCUACGAGGGAAAAUGCUUCACUGGCAGGCAGCUGGAGGUCAGGGGCGACUGCGAUAACUUCCAGGACCGUGGCUUCAUGAACCGCGUCAACUCCAUCCGUGUGGAGAGCGGCGCCUUCUGCUGCUUCGACCACCCCGACUUCAAGGGACAGCAGUACAUCCUGGAGCACGGCGAAUACCCAGAGUUCCAGCGUUGGAACAGCCACAACGACCACAUGGGCUCCUGUAAGCCCAUCAAGAUGCACGGUGAGCACUACAGAAUGGAGCUGUUCGAGGCCUGUAACUUCUCCGGCCAGUGUGUGGAGAUCUGUGAUGACUGCCCCUUCCUGCAGAGCCGUGGCCUCAGCAAGAACUGCAUUAACUCCAUCAAGGUCUAUGGAGACGGAGCCUGGGUGAUGUAUGAGGAGCCUAACUUCCGCGGCCGCAUGUACAUCGUGGAGAGAGGAGACUACUGCAGUCACAACGAGUGGCAGGCCCAGAACCCCAACAUCCAGUCCAUCCGUAGGGUGGUCAACUACUUCUAAACCUCUUCUCCUAUCCUACCCCAGACCUCGACCCUGGCAUGGACUGUGACUUUUACCACUACCGCUCUAGAAAUGUUCAAUAAAAAAAGACACCCCCAAAAAAUCACACAAAUUUAUUUUUAUCAAAGACUUGGCGUGUUCUCCUUCUGUGAGCUACUAUGAAGUGUAUGAGGGUCUAUACAGGGUAGUGGUUUUCAACCUGGGGGUACUAGUACCCCUGGGGGUACCCCUACUAUCCACAGGGGGGUGCUUGUCAAGAGGUAAGAGUAAAACGUGACUGUGGUAAAGUGACCAAAAAAGGUUAUAUAUAUGGAACCAGUGAGAUUGUAUAGAGCACAGGCAGGGAAAGAAAUACUAACAAUCACCAGUGUUGGGGAAGCAAUUCUGAAAAUAUAGUUUAUCAAGCAACCAAUUACUUCACACUGGAAGAAGUUAAACUACACUAAAGCUACCCUAAGACAAAUAUACACUGAACAAAAAUAUAAAUGCAACAUGCAACAAUUUCCAAAUUUUUACUGAGUUACAGUUUAUAUAAGGAAAUCAGUCAAUUGACAUAAAUUCAUUAGGCCCUAAUGAUUUCACAUGACUGGAAAUACAGAUAUGCAGCUCUUGGUCACAGAUACCUUUAAAAAAAGUUAGGGGCAUGGAUCAGAAAACCAGUCAGUAUCUGGUGUGACCACCAUUUGCCUCAUGCAGUGCAACACAUCUCCUUCACAUAGAGUGGAUCAGACUGUUGAUUGUGGCCUGUGGAAUGUUGUCCCACUCCUCUUCAAUGGCUUUGCGAAGUUGCUGGAUUUUGUCGGGAACUGGAACACACUUUCCUGUUUGUAUUUGUAUUUAUUAGGAUCCCCAUUACUUCCUGCCAAGGCAGCAGCUACUCUUCUUAGGGUCCAGCAGCAUUAAGGCAGUUAUAUACAAUUUAAAAGAUUACAUGACAUUACAUUUCAUAACAUUUUACCCAAUAAAUGUAGUGUUCCCUCAGGCCACUACUCCACUAUCACAUAUUUACAAUACAACUGAUGUGUACGUGUGUAGUGUGUGUCUUAUCAUGUGUAUGUGUGUCUGUGCCUAUGUGUGUGUCUUCACAGUCCCCGCUAUUCCAUAAGGUGUAUCUGUAUCCAUUUUUUAAAUCUGAUUCUACUGCUUGUAUCAGUUAGCUGAUGUGGUAUAGAGUUCCAUGUAGUCAUGGAACCCUAUACCAAAAAAAAAAAGACUUCUCCCCAUCUUAGCUACUGUUGCAUCAACAUGUUUUGACCAUGACAGUUUACAAUCCAGUGUUACUCCAAACAGUUUAGUCACCUCAAAUUGCUAAAUUUCCACAUUAUUUAUUACAAGAUUUAGUUGAGGUUUAGGGUUUAGUGAAUGAUUUCUCCCAAAUACAAUGCUUUUAGUUUUUGAAAUAUUAUUCCUUACCACCCAUUCUGAAACGAACUGCAGCUCUUUGUUACGUGUUGCACUGAUUUCACUAGCUGCAGUAGCUGACGUGUAUAGUGUUGUCAUCCGCAUACAUAGACACACUGGCUUACUCAAGGCCAGUGGCGUGUCAUUAGUAAAAGGUAAGGGGCCUAGACAGCUGCCCUGGGGAAUUCCUGAUUCUACCUGGAUUAUGUUGGAGGCUUCCAUUAAAGAACAUCCUCUGUGUUCUGAUAGACAAAACUCUUUAUCCACAAUAGAGCAGGGGGUGUAAAGCCAUAACACAUACGUUUUUCCAUCAGCAGACUAUGAUCGAUAAUGUCUAAAGCCGCAUGGAAGUCUAACAAAACAGCACCGACAAUCUUUUUAUCAUCAAUUUCUCUCAGCCAAUCAUCAGUAAUUUGUGUAUGUGCCGUGCUUGUUGAAUAUCCUUCCCUAUAAGCAUGCUGAGUCUGUUGUCAAUUUUUUGACAGUAAAAUAGCAUUGUCUCUGGUCAAAAAAAAGAAAUCAAAAUGUUUACUAAGGGUUGGUAACAGGCUGAUUGGUCGGUUAUUUGAGCCAAUAACGGGGCUUUACUAUUCCUGUGAAGCAGAAUUACUUUUGCUUCCCUCCAGGCCUGAGUGCACACAUUUUCUAGUAGCCUUAGAUUGAAGAUAUGGGGAAAAGGAGUGGCAAUAUUGUCCACUACUAUCCUCGGUAAUUGUGCAUCCAAGUUAUCAGACCCUGUCAUAUAUCUUUGUUUCAUAGUGUAGUUUCUUCUUUUUAUUCAGUUUAGUCACAUGAUUUCUCAAUUUGCGGAACGCUUGCCAAUCUUCUGUAUUUACACAUCAACAACAUAGGAAUCACUACAAAACUCUUAUACACUAUAUUAGGCCCAGCCUUUGUAACUUUGGUUUUCCUAGAUAUGGCUACUAUAUUGUGAUCACUACAUACGAUGGAUUUGGAUACUGCUUUAAAGCAAAUUUCUGCAGCAUUAGUAAAGAUGUGAUCAAUACAUGUUAAUGAUUUCAUUCCUGUGCUGUUUGUAACUACCCUGGCAGGUUGACUGAUAACCUGAACCAGGUUGCAGGCACUGGUAACAGUUACGUUUUUUCUUGAGUGGGCAGCUUGAUGAAAGCCAGUCAAUAUUUAAAUCACCAUGAAAAUAUACCUCUGUUGAUAUCACAUACAUUAUCAAGCAUUUCACACGUUAUCCAAAUACUGACUGUUAGCACUUGGUGGUCUACAGCAGGUUCCCACCAGAAUGGGCUUUAGGUGAGGCAGAUGAACCUGUAGACAUAUUACUUCAACAGUAUUCAACACAAGAUCCUCUCUAAGCUUUACAGGAAUGUGAUUCUGAAUUUAAAAUGGAAACACCUACCCCUUUGUCAUUUCUGUCUUUUUUGUAGAUGUUAUAACCAUGUAUUGUUACCACUGUAUCAUCAAAUGUAUUAUCUAAGUGAGUUGUGCAUGUCUAUCCAGAGCAUCCCAAACAUGCUCAAUGGGUGACAUGUCU
This is a messenger RNA of Salvelinus fontinalis (brook trout), 3746 nucleotides long. RefSeq names its product gamma-crystallin N-A-like. Gene Ontology annotation, biological process: lens development in camera-type eye; visual perception. NCBI's taxonomy places the organism in Eukaryota, Metazoa, Chordata, Actinopteri, Salmoniformes, Salmonidae. Gene Ontology annotation, molecular function: structural constituent of eye lens. The transcript has 4 exons. The record is from RefSeq and is a predicted model, not a curated record. The coding region runs from base 8 to 838 and encodes 276 amino acids.